Molecule: messenger RNA, 2667 nt
Organism: Symphalangus syndactylus (siamang)
Lineage: Eukaryota; Metazoa; Chordata; Mammalia; Primates; Hylobatidae
Gene: DDX55
Product: DEAD-box helicase 55
Molecular function (GO): nucleic acid binding; ATP binding; RNA helicase activity
Source: RefSeq, a predicted model, not a curated record
AGUUCCCGGCCGGCCGCCGGAGCUGCCGGAAGCGGAAGUGCUCGUUGGGGGUGCACAGGGCGCGUUCGAGCAGCGGCGACCGAGGCGGCGAAGGAGCGCGCCAUGGAGCAUGUGACGGAGGGCUCCUGGGAGUCGCUGCCAGUGCCGCUGCACCCGCAGGUGCUGGGCGCGCUGCGGGAGCUGGGCUUCCCGUACAUGACGCCGGUGCAGUCCGCAACCAUCCCUCUGUUCAUGCGAAACAAAGAUGUCGCUGCAGAAGCGGUCACAGGUAGUGGCAAAACACUCGCUUUUGUCAUCCCCAUCCUGGAAAUUCUUCUGAGAAGAGAAGAGAAGUUAAAAAAGAGUCAGGUUGGGGCCAUAAUCAUCACCCCCACUCGAGAGCUGGCCAUUCAAAUAGACGAGGUCCUGUCGCAUUUCACGAAGCACUUCCCUGAGUUCAGUCAGAUUCUUUGGAUCGGAGGCAGGAAUCCUGGAGAAGAUGUUGAGAGGUUUAAGCAACAAGGUGGGAACAUCAUUGUGGCCACUCCAGGCCGCUUGGAGGACAUGUUCCGGAGGAAGGCGGAAGGCUUGGAUCUGGCCAGCUGUGUGCGAUCCCUGGAUGUCCUGGUGUUGGAUGAGGCAGACAGACUUCUGGACAUGGGGUUUGAGGCAAGCAUCAACACCAUCCUGGAGUUUUUGCCAAAGCAGAGGAGAACAGGCCUUUUCUCUGCCACUCAGACGCAGGAAGUGGAGAACCUGGUGAGAGCGGGCCUCCGGAACCCUGUCCGGGUCUCAGUGAAGGAGAAGGGCGUGGCAGCCAGCAGUGCCCAGAAGACCCCCUCCCGCCUGGAAAACUACUACAUGGUAUGCAAGGCAGAUGAGAAAUUUAAUCAGCUGGUCCAUUUUCUUCGCAGUCGUAAGCAGGAGAAACAUCUGGUCUUCUUCAGCACCUGUGCCUGUGUGGAAUACUAUGGGAAGGCUCUGGAGGCGCUGGUGAAGGGCGUGAAGAUUAUGUGCAUUCAUGGAAAGAUGAAAUAUAAACGCAAUAAGAUCUUCAUGGAGUUCCGCAAAUUGCAAAGUGGGAUUUUAGUGUGCACUGAUGUGAUGGCCCGGGGAAUUGAUAUUCCUGAAGUCAACUGGGUUUUGCAGUAUGACCCUCCCAGCAAUGCAAGUGCCUUCGUGCAUCGCUGCGGUCGCACAGCCCGCAUUGGCCACGGGGGCAGCGCUCUGGUGUUCCUCCUGCCCAUGGAAGAGUCAUACAUCAAUUUCCUUGCAAUUAACCAAAAAUGCCCCCUGCAGGAGAUGAAGCUCCAGAGAAACACAGCGGACCUUCUGCCAAAACUCAAGUCCAUGGCACUGGCCGACAGAGCUGUGUUUGAAAAGGGCAUGAAAGCUUUUGUGUCAUAUGUCCAGGCUUAUGCAAAGCAUGAAUGCAACCUGAUUUUCAGAUUAAAGGAUCUUGAUUUUGCCAGCCUUGCUCGAGGUUUUGCCCUGCUGAGGAUGCCCAAGAUGCCAGAAUUGAGAGGAAAGCAGUUUCCAGAUUUUGUGCCCGUGGACGUUAAUACCGACACGAUUCCAUUUAAAGAUAAAAUCAGAGAAAAGCAGAGGCAGAAACUCCUGGAGCAACAAAGAGAGAAAACAGAAAAUGAAGGGAGAAGAAAAUUCAUAAAAAAUAAAGCUUGGUCGAAGCAGAAGGCCAAAAAAGAAAAGAAGAAAAAAAUGAAUGAGAAAAGGAAAAGGGAAGAGGGUUCUGAUAUUGAAGAUGAGGACAUGGAAGAACUUCUUAAUGACACAAGACUCUUGAAAAAACUUAAGAAAGGCAAAAUAACUGAAGAAGAAUUUGAGAAGGGCUUGUUGACAACUGGCAAAAGAACAAUCAAGACAGCAGAUUUAGGGAUCUCAGAUUUGGAAGAUGACUGAUGAUUCUAGCACCACAGAUGAACCCACAAGGACAUAGCUGUUCCCUAACUUGGUGGAUGGCUCCAGUUUGCUUUUAAUGGAAAUCACAACUUCAGGAGACAUCUGAGAAGAAUCAUGUCUCUGAAAGCUGUCCUUUCAGACGAGGGAGAAAUGAAGGAUUUCACACUUGGGAAUAUUUUACUAAAAACAUUCCAGUCUUGGCCGGGUGCGGUGGCUUCUGCCUAUAAUCCCAGCACUUUGGGAGGCUGAGGCAGGAGGAUCACUUGAGCCCAGGAGUUCAAGACCAGCCUGGGAACACAGCAAGACCCUCUCAUUAAAAACAACAAAACAAAACAAUUCCAGUCUUGAAGUAGUCUAACAGAAGAAAAUGUAAAAUUAUUUGAGUGUAAAUAAUAGAUGUCAGUAUUUAUCAUGAUGGGUCACAUAUAUAGACAUAUGUACAUAUUAUAUAUAUAUAUAUAAGCUCUUUUUUCUGAGGCUAUUUUAUAGUUAUUUUGAACAUAAAGAUACUGAAGUAUUCUUGACUUCUGAUUUUCAAAACCAUUCCUCAGUAUCUUCAGGCAUCUGACCUCCUGAAUGUCCUUGGCCCUGGGCUUCAGUUAUCCUUUGAUGCCCUGCAGAGGUGGCUAAUGUGCUGGGGUUUUUCUGUGUUAAGAAUAGUCCCAGUAUUGUUUUAUUGGUGAACAGCUGAAAAACAGAGGGAUUAAGUCAUAUUCCGGGAAAGAAUUACAGUUUUUAUGCCUCCUGUUGAAUAAAUGGUGUCCUGAU